AUGGCUGAUAUCGAAUAUAAUGCCGAUGAGGCUGCUGAAAUUAAGAAGAAGAGAGCCUUCCGCAAGUUUUCUUAUCGGGGAAUCGACCUCGACCAACUCCUAGACCUCUCCUCCGAGCAGCUGCGAGAUGUCGUCCACGCCCGUGCCCGCCGCCGGUUCAACCGUGGCCUGAAGCGCAAGCCAAUGGGCCUGAUCAAGAAACUCCGCAGGGCCAAGCAAGAGGCCAAGCCCAACGAGAAGCCAGAUCUCGUCAAGACGCACCUCCGUGAUAUGAUCGUCGUCCCAGAGAUGAUUGGCAGCGUCAUCGGUAUCUACUCCGGGAAGGAAUUCAACCAGGUGGAAAUCAAGCCUGAGAUGGUUGGCCACUAUCUUGGUGAAUUCUCGAUCUCAUACAAACCUGUCAAGCACGGUAGACCCGGUAUUGGUGCUACCCACUCCUCGCGUUUCAUCCCCCUCAAAUAG
Paracoccidioides brasiliensis Pb18 is the source of this 462-nucleotide messenger RNA. RefSeq names its product 40S ribosomal protein S15. The record is from RefSeq and is a predicted model, not a curated record. The transcript is spliced from 5 exons. Gene Ontology annotation, cellular component: ribosome; cytosolic small ribosomal subunit. The coding region runs from base 1 to 462 and encodes 153 amino acids. Gene Ontology annotation, biological process: translation; ribosomal small subunit assembly. Gene Ontology annotation, molecular function: structural constituent of ribosome; RNA binding.